AUUUAGUUUUUAGACAUUUGACAAAAAAGAUGGCAGCGAUUGCCGUCUGCUGUCCUACGGAUUUAUUGCGAAAAUGGCGCAUUAUGUGAUAUUUUCACAAUUUUUAUCAAUUAUAAGUGAAAAUUUGUGUAGUGCUGCUAUGUGAUGUUGUGUUAAUUUACAUGAAUGACAGUGUUACUCGUGUGAUAAUAAGACUUCGACAUUCUUUGGGAUAUUGGAUUACACAUAAAAUAAAGGCAAAAUGGUGGUGGGCGAGAGUAAGCGUACUGCAAAUAUCAUGGACGGGAUCGAAAACACGGGGGACGUCCGCCUCCACGACCACCGGCUUCGGCUCAAACAAAGAUUUGAUAUAGUCAGAAAACUAGGUCAAGGUACAUACGGAAAGGUUCAGCUCGGCAUCAAUAAGAAAACUGGACAGGAGGUUGCUAUCAAGACGAUUAAAAAAUGUAAAAUUGAAACUGAGGCAGAUCUUAUUCGCAUCAGAAGAGAGGUUCAGAUCAUGUCUUCCGUCAGACAUCCUAAUAUUGUACAUAUUUAUGAAGUAUUUGAAAACAGCGAGAAGAUGAUUCUUGUGAUGGAGUACUGUUCUGGCGGUGAACUGUACGACUACCUCAGCCAGAAAAAAGUAUUAGAAGAAGACGAAGCCAGAAGGUUAUUCCGGCAGAUUGCAACCGCUGUUUAUUAUUGCCAUAUACAUAAAAUAUGCCAUAGAGAUUUAAAAUUAGAAAAUGUGUUACUCGACGACACUGGGAGCGCUAAGAUCGCUGAUUUCGGUCUCUCGAACGUUUUCAAGGAAACAUCUCUAUUGUCGACGUUUUGUGGAUCACCGUUAUAUGCUUCUCCAGAAAUAGUAAAAGGAACGCCGUACAUAGGACCUGAGGUGGAUUGUUGGUCAUUAGGAGUUUUACUGUACACCCUAGUAUACGGAGCGAUGCCGUUUGAUGGUUCGAACUUCAAGCGUCUGGUCAGACAGAUCAGCAAUGGCGAUUAUUAUGAACCUAAAAACCCAUCAACGGCGUCACCCUUGAUUCGGGAUAUGCUGACCGUGGAUCCGUUGAAGCGGGCGGAUAUCGCCUACAUCUGUGAUCAUCCCUGGGUGAACACGGGCUGCGAGACGUCGUGCCUGGAGAUGUCGGAGGCGCUGGCGGCCGAGACCCCCGUGCGCCUCGACCUGCUGCUGUCGCUGGCGCCCAACGCGCCCUCCAGCUCCAGCGUCGUCGUGCCGUCCGAGGCCACCGACCUCGGCCCCCAGGAGAGCCGCACGGAUCUCACGAGCUCCACCUCGAUGGCCGUCGAGCCGAGCAACUCCGCCGAGAAGAGGAUCCUGGAGCUCGUAGCCGAGGGCGGCGAGGACGCCAUCAAGCCGUCGCCCACGCGCACGCUGGUGGCGGCGGCCGACGGCAAGCGCCGCCUCGACGCGCCGCGCGCCAGCUGUGCGAGUAUGGCUCCCCUGUCUCCCGCGCUGCCCGAGGAGGAGGCUAAGUUCGAUUCUCCGCCGCCGGAACGAAUGUCCGAGGAUUCGAUCCAGUUCACUCAGCCUUCGUUGAAAUCGUCCGCCACCAUGACGAUAUCCCCGGCGCCGACGCCGUCACCCGCGCCCAGAGUGGAACAGAACGAAGUCGUAGAGAACACUAUGAAAGAGGAAGAGCCCAAAGCUAAAACUAAAGUCGUAAUCAAGAAGAACGUGUCGCCGCCAAAGGCCGACGAAAACGCGGAUAAAUUGGAGGAGCCUCAGGACGAAAUCAAAACAAGUAGUGUGUCGUUGCCGACGGACAAACUGCCGUCUCCGUCGCUCGCUCAGCCGGCGCCGGCGUCUGCGCCCGCUAAACCUAAGAAGCUGUCCAUACCAGGCGGUCACGUCGGAAGCUUCAAGGAGCAAUUCGAGAGACGCGCAUCCCUCACCGCCGCUCCGGAAGUGAAGCGAAAUAUCACCAAACCGGUCGUGUCGAAGAUCGCGAAGCCGAAGGCUCAAAGCGAGGACCGCGAACUGUCGAGCAAGGCGGCCGACAACGGCACCGUGAGGCUGCAGCAGAUCGGCAUCCAGCCGUCGCCGGCGCCGCGCGGCGUGCAGAAGGCCGACAGCGAGCCCGCGCCCGGCGCCGCGCCCGACCCCGCCGCGCUGCUGCACGACGCGCGCCGGAGCUUGCAGAAUUCGAUGGCCAAGCUGGCGGAGGAGCGCGCCGGGGAGGACAGUCGCCGUCGCGCCGCCCGGGACAUCAUCUCCUCUGCCAUUCGCACGGGCAAGCCACCGGUGCCCUACGGGCGCUCGUCGUCGGCGGGGGUUGCGGGCCUUCUGGCCCCCGCCGGGCCCCCUCCCGCCGCGCCUCCACCCGCGCCUCGCGUGUUCCGCACCGAGGCGCUGCACCGCGUCGAGGACCAUCGCAACAGAGGUGUAUCGGUGGAGCGCAUCAUCCCAAUCACAAUGUCGGGCGAGGAGCCGUCGCCGGCCACGCCGACGUCCACCGGCACGCCCACGUCGCCCGCCACGCCCGUCGCGUCGCCGCCCGCCUCGCUGCCGUCUCCCGUGUCGCCCGCGGGCCCGCGCGUCACCCAGACGCCGCUAAGGCGGCUGGCGUCGGUGGAGUCGGCGGGCGAGGCGGCGUCGCCGUCGUCGGGCGAGCCCAUCAAGAAGUCGGCGCGCGAGUUCAUCAUCCCCAUCGCGGUGGAGGGCAAGGGCUACGUCACGCCGCGCCAGCGCAGCCUGGAGCCCGAGCGCCUCGCGCGCCCCGCCGUCGCGCGCCCGCGCCGCAUCAGCAGUCUGGUCAGCGGUGGGGAAUCGGAAGAGGAAGAUGAUACACAUAUGCACCGAUUGAGAUCUACUCGAGCUGCUCGUGCGGAGUCUGUGAGUUCCGGAGAAGAAGACGAGGAGGACGAGGGCUUCCACCUUCUCACCGCAGAGAAUCUUUUCUCCACUCUAUUACACAGAGUGCGAGCGCUAACUCAGCGACUCAACGGCGAGGAGGGCCCCGGCUUCCAGCACCCGCACUCGCUCUUCUACAACCUGCAGUCGCCCUUCUUCAACAGCCCCCACUUACCGCGGAGAAACCUCUUCACCCAUAGAUAUACGGAAAAUAAAAGAAGCGUUUCAGAAACGCGCGAGGGCUGGGGCUCGCGCGAGCUGCACGCGCCCUUCGACUCCAUGUUCGGCAAGGCGCGGCCCGCCACGCCCAGAGGUAGUAGUAAGAAAACCGGCAAGCACCAAACGAGAGCCUCGCCAAACUCGGAGACGGACGCCCCCGACGCACUGGAUCUGUCGGACCUGGACUUGAGCGCGAUAGAGUUCUCGGAGCGGGAGAUGCAGGCGCUGUCGGGCCUCACGCCGGCGCUGUCGCGGCGCCUGCAGCGCCACCUGCUGGCGCACCUGCCGCCGCGCGCCGCCGCGCGCCUGCGCCGCACGCUGUCGCUGCACGCCGCGCCCGCGCCCGCGCCCGCGCCGCCCGCGCGCGCGCGCUGCGACCGCUCGCUGUCGGCCGGCGGCGACCCGCGCCCGGGCCCCGCCGCCGAGGAGCCCGCCGAGGAGCCCGCCGAUGAGCCCGCCGCCUCGUCCGCGUCGCAAUUCUGUACCCUGCCUCGAGUCCGCCGGCGUGAGGCCCCGUCGAGGGAACCCGAGUCGCCGCCCCCCGUUUCGGAGUUCGGACAGGAGAGUCCGUCGAGAGUGGACUCGUCGACUAGAGAUUCCGAUAGCUCUAAGGGCGAGAGCGCACGGUAUACUCAGGAGCGGCCUUUGCUGAGUAAAUAUUUGGCGCCUGAGAAACAUUUAUCUUUGGACGAGACGACGUACUCAUCGGACGGUGGUAGUAUAUUGUCGGAACCUAGCUAUAUUGCAGCUUAUGGAUCGCCCGCCAUGAUUAAUACUCCGGGAUCGAAUUUCAGACGUCAUUCUUUAAGGUUGAGUGGAGACGCGUCGAAAAAACGGAUUUCUAGAUUCCUUCGUUCAGAUUUCUUCGAUACACCAUCUGACGAGAGUUCAUAUGCUAAGCACAAGAAAGAAAAGGAAUUAGAAACUCAAAAAAUAUUAAAAGAAAUAAGAGAUAAGAAAAAUAAAUCGUUAGAAAUUGUCACUAAAAACCCUAUUGAAAUGAAUGAUUCUCAGCCUGCUUCAAAAGAUGAAUGUUCUACGAAAAAAUGUCUAUCUCCAAUGACUAAUUUAAUAUUAAAAGACCGCAGUAGAUCUAAUACGCCAUUUUUCCCUAUUCUAGAUAAUAUAAAGGAAACUAAUUUAGACUCUUCAGUUUUGAUGCAACAAACUAAGGAUCUUAAAGAAUGCAAUGACACGAAAAAUAAGGUACCUAACUUAGAUUCAAAAUUAAGCAGGCCUAAAAGUUAUCCAAUAAAAAAUAUCGAAAAAUAUGACGAUACGAAUAAGAACUUAGUAACAGAUAGUUGUAGAAGUGACGAUAAUGAAAUAGAAGAUAGAAAAAUUAGCAGGGAAUCGAAACUAAUGCGACCAAAGAGCUAUCCUACAAGUAGUCCUUCUCCAGAAAAAGUUUAUUUGAACCGUAACAAUAAAAAAGAGGAUAUAAAAACUUCCAAAGAAGUGACAAAUGUUUCAGAUGAAAAAACCGACGUAGAAGUAAGCUUUAGCAUAACUUUACCAAAAAAACCAAAAUCAUUAGUAUCGAAAUCAGACUCACAGACGAAAUUGGAAUCAAUGGAUUCAAAAUCAGAAAAUAAAAUAGUAAACGAUUCUUUAACAUUAAAGAAAUAUAAGGUUACAAAUUUAAAAGACAAAAAUGAAAAGGCGGAGAUUUCUGAAGUCAAGAUCGAUAACAUUGAUGAGCUAAAAAAGGUCAAAAAUGGUACUGUGAAAGAAGAUGUAAAGUCAGCAUCGCCAGAAAAUCAAGUGAAUGAGAAAAAAGGAGUGAUUAAGAAGAAAAUUAUUAAAAAAGUUUCAUCAAAAUCAAAGACUGAUUUGAGCAUUUCAGACGCCAACGAAACAAAAAAUUCUGGAGAUAAAAAGAAAGUCAUUAAAAAAGUUAAGGAAAAAGAUAAAAGUGCAGAUGAUACUACUAAAACAACGACUGUUCCCAAAAAGAAAUCAGUAUUGCAAUCGAUAGGACAUAAGUUGGAAAAAUUUACAUCAUCCAAAUCAAACUCACCAGAAAAAGUUUCUUACAAUAGUAUUCCAAUAAACGACAAAAAUAACGAUUCUUCUAAACAAAAUCGAAAUCAACGAGAACACUCGGUACCAGCAAAUAUCGAAUCGAUUUCAGAAUCUAAUUUAAUUAAAAGGGCUGUAACGAUAACUGAUGUUGCUGCUCUAGAAAAUAGCAAUCAAAAUAAAACAACUGUAUCCAAAGUAUUAGGUUUAUUCAGGAAAUUUGAACCAAAAGACAAGAACUCUAAAUCGGUCAUAGAAAAAAAUAGCAAAGAAAAUAUAAACGUAAACAAUGAGUGUAUAGCUAAAAAUGAUAAUGUAGCGAAUUCCAUUGAUCCAGAAGAAAAACCCAAACGGCCAAAUUCAUUAUUAUUAAACGGUUUAGGACGUAAAAGUAGAUUUAACAGGUCAUCGAGUGAAGAUGAUAAUAUAACAAAAGUAGAAAAUAAUGAACGCCAAGUACUUAAAAAAGAAAAUGAUUCCAAAAAUACUUUAAAAUUAGAUUUCUCUAGGUUGCCAAGAGUAAAAAAAAUAGUUCCUACAAAUGCUGUGAUAGAACCACAAGUUAUAAAUUAUUCUGAUGUUGAAAAACACGUGGACAAAAAUGACGUCUUAGACAAAAAUAAAGCACUUUUAGAUAGUGACCUCAAAGAUUAUUGCGAUACUUUGAAGCGAAGUCGAUCUCGAAGUAGAUCAACAUAUUCGAAUUCCGAUAUUAAGUCUGAAACGAGUAUAGAUGUCAAAAAUAAACAUCAUGUAAAUGACAGCACCCAUCACAUAUGCAUUCGAAAUCAUGAAUCGAUAAGUCCAGAGAAGGAGGAUAUAGUUGAUAGAAUAAGAAGAAAAAGUUUUUACUCGAGAUUUAACGAAAAGAAACAAAGAAGGAAGAGUAGUUUAGUUGGUCCCGGAGCUACGGAAUACGACCCACUGGCGAGAAUACAUUCUCAUGCAACAGACUCAAAGUAUGACGCGUCACCGACUUCUCCAGGAAAUUAUGACCUCUCACCAGGCUUAUCGGUCGGUUCAGAUAUAUCACCGUCAACAGAACGCUACCGAUCUUUACUAAGCGAUUUGCCUAUCAAUACAAGAAGUAGCUACAGGUACGAUGGAAUUAAUGACAAAGUUGAUUUGUAUAGAUCACUUGACAGAAAAUAUUCGGGGGCUAGAUCUUAUCUGGAUUAUGAUCAACCGUCAUCGUACAAUUCUCAUAGAUAUUCGAGAACGAAAUCAUUAUUCGAAAGCACUGAUCCAACAGAAGAUCAAACUUACGGUCUUCCUAGAGAUUCCCUUAAGUACAGCCGAACUAAUUCAUUAUUUUCACCCGGUAGUUAUGCCACAUAUAGACCUAAACGAACGAGAAACUCUGCCAUAAUACUAAAAGAAAGCGAAAAAGAACCUAGUCCUGAAAACAUACUCGAUAAAAUAAGACAAAAAAAGAUUUCGAUCAGUGUUACAAGAAAGCCUGACCCUGAAAAGGAAUCAGUACCGAGAUCCAAUGUCACAUCUAAAAGCGAAGGCGACAGUUCAGAACGCGCUGCGAAAAUUGACUGAGAGGCGCUAUUGAUGAAAAUAUCCACUACGAAAUUUUAUUUGUAACGCAUUUCUGACAAUAGCAUAUUUAUUUACAGAUAACAGACGUGAAAACGAACGUUUUCCAAAUACUAAACUGAUUACGACUAAAAUAUUUCGGUUUAUCUGUAACUACAUAAUAUUGACUGCAUACUUUUCUUGCCAAUAUCAUAGCAUAUCCAAAUUUUAUGUCGUUAAGUACGACAGAAUCUCGAAAGUCUCGUGAAAAGUUAUCGAAAAUGGAUUCUACAUCAUUUCUACAACUAAUAUAUUUAGUUCAAUAUUUCUUCGACAAGAUUUCUUCGAUAAGAUCUUUCAUAAGAAUAUACAAUUUUAACGAUAUUUUGCGAAUAUUAAUUUUUUAGAAACUUUAUUGUGAAUUGAUCUUAUGUGCCUUUAUAACAUAAGCAACUGGAUUUGAUAGUAAAGUUUGGUGAAAAAUGACACAAGUUUUAGUGUUUUUGCACAAAUGUUUUACUCAGUAUGUUUAAUUUUAAUUAUUUUAGAUAUUAUUGAUUGUUGAUAACGUAAGUCAGCUCAUAAGUUUAAAUGUUUAAAAUAACCGAAUAGUAUUGACUGCUUAGACACGUCGCAACAGUAAUCGAAUAGAAUGGUGCUUAGUUGAAGGUUUUCUUAGGAGUAAUUAGUAUUUAUAGUAAAAGUUACAACCACUUACAUUGUGUAGGUAUAUACAUAUAAUGUUUUCGAAUAUAAAGAAUCUAUUUUGUUAAAUCAAACGGAAAUAUUUAAAAAGAAAUAGUUACUGUUUUUCAUUUGUUGCCAUUUUCACAUUUAUAUGUCAGUGAAAAACUAGUCUCUGUAAGGCGUUUGCGCUGUUUGUAAAGCGACAUUUUGAUGUGACUCAAUUUAUUACUAUUUGUCAUUAUUUAUUUAUUAUAUCAUUUCAUUAGAAUUUUAAUGAUUAUUUAUUAGUGUGUGGUGAUUAUUAAUAUUUUAUUAAUAGGCAAUACGGACUCUUUCGAAUAUUAUAAUUGCUAUCACACACGUUUUGUAUUGAAUGUGAAUAAAUUAUAUAGUUGAAAAA
Vanessa tameamea is the source of this 7712-nucleotide messenger RNA. RefSeq names its product Nuak family kinase (gene Nuak1). Bases 242 to 6649 code for a protein of 2135 amino acids. Lineage: Eukaryota; Metazoa; Arthropoda; Insecta; Lepidoptera; Nymphalidae. Gene Ontology annotation, cellular component: cytoplasm. The record is from RefSeq and is a predicted model, not a curated record. The transcript has 28 exons. Gene Ontology annotation, biological process: protein phosphorylation; intracellular signal transduction. Gene Ontology annotation, molecular function: ATP binding; protein serine/threonine kinase activity.